This is a messenger RNA of Triticum dicoccoides, 3153 nucleotides long. RefSeq names its product disease resistance protein Pik-2-like. The transcript has 2 exons. Gene Ontology annotation, biological process: defense response to other organism. Bases 128 to 3001 code for a protein of 957 amino acids. The record is from RefSeq and is a predicted model, not a curated record. Gene Ontology annotation, molecular function: ADP binding. Lineage: Eukaryota; Viridiplantae; Streptophyta; Magnoliopsida; Poales; Poaceae.
CCUUCUAUACCAUAAUCCCGUGUGGGUGCCCUUCGGGCUUGAGCUUCAGCACCAAUUUCUGAGCACACCGUAAGCAUCCAUCAUCGCCAUUGGGGUGGCAGAGUUUGCGGGGAGAGUCAACGCGAAAAUGGAUCUGGUGGUGGGAGCCUCGCAAUCCACCGUGAAGUCUCUGGUGAGCAAGCUGGGCAGCCUGCUAGCCCAGGAGUACGCGCUGAUCCGGGGCGUCCGCGGCGACAUCCAGUACAUCAACGACGAGCUCUGCAGCAUGCAGGCCUUCCUCACCAACCUCGGCACCGGCGACGAGGACCACGACGCCCAGAUCCAGGACUGGGCCAAGCAGAUCCGCGACAUCGCCUACGACAUCGAGGACUGCGUCGACGACUUCGCCCACCGGCUUCCCGACGACCCUGGCGGCGGCGGCGGCGGCUGCUGCUGCUGCUCCUCCGUCAACGUGUGGGUCCACGGCAUCCUGACGUGGUAUCCUCGACGCGAGAUCGCCGUGAAGAUCGCCGAGCUCAAGAGCCGGGCCGAGCACGUGGGCACACGGCGUGCCAGGUACGGCGUCCGCGACCCGGAUCCGAGCAAGGUCGCGGGGAGAUCUGCCGGCGAGGCCGCAUAUCUCGCCGCCGAGAACCAGGUGUCAGGCUAUCAGCUUGUGGGCGUGAAGGAACCCGUGGGCAUGGCUGAAGCCAUCAGCGAUCUCGAGCGCUGGGUGAAAGAUCCCAACAAGGCGAGGCGCGUGCUGGCCCUCGUCGGAUUCGGUGGCGUGGGCAAGACCACCAUCGCCAUGGCGCUGUACCGCAAAUUUGGGGGUCAGUUCGAGCACCGGGCGGUGGUCACCGUGUCUCAGAAAUUCGACCUCGCCGCUGUGCUUCAGAGCAUACUGAGCCAAGUCAUGCCGCAGGUGGCCGUCAAAGAGGAGCAAGGCAGAAGGCCGGCCAAAACUGGAACUCUUGAGAAUCAACUCCAGAAAGAGCUGCAGCGGCAUCUGAAAGGAAAGAGGUACUUCCUCGUAUUUGACGAUAUAUGGUCAGCGUCAGCGUGGGAGAUAGUUCGAAAUUGUUUACCGGCUGAUGAAGUUGGCAGUAUCAUUGCUGUCACUACCCGAUUUCAAGCUGUUGCUAGGACAUGUGCCCGUGACAAGAAAAACGACCUUCUCCAUCAGGUUGAUCAUCUCCCUGACGAAGAAAGCAAAGCUCUAUUUCAAGAAAGUGUGUCCGAAUCCAAAGACAUCAAAGAUGGUCGUAAAGACCUGAUGGACACUCCGAUAGAUUUGGAACUAUGCAAUGGUCUACCUCUGGCCAUAGUUACCCUUGCUGGUCUGGUGGCAUGCAAACGGAAGGAAUUUGGCGAACUGUGGGAAGAGAUACAUAAAUCCCUACCCCCAAAGUCAGUUAACUGCCAUACCCCGGAGGGAGUUACAAAGAUACUCAGUUUCUGCUACAAUGAUUUGCCCGGUGAUCUCAAGACUUGCUCCCUGUAUCUGAGUGUAUUUCCAAAGGCAAGCAAAAUUAGCAGAAAGCGGCUGACCCGCCGGUUGAUUGCAGAAGGUUUUGUGAGUGAGAAGCAUGGGCAGAGUAUUGAGGAACUUGCAGAGACAUACUUCAAUCAGCUUAUUAGAAGGAAAAUAGUACGAGCUGUGGAGCACAGCAGCAAUGGGAAAGUGAAGACCUGCCAAGUUCAUGACAUGGUUCUUGAGUAUAUCAUAUCCAAGUCAAGUGAAGAGAAUUUCAUCACUGUGGUUGGUGGGCACUGGCUGAUGCCAACACCAAGGAACAAGGUCCGGAGGCUAUCCUUGCACAACAGCGAUGUCAAGCACGUGAAAGAUACAAUUGGCAAAAUCAACUUGUCUCAUGUGCGAUCAGUGACCGUGUUCGGGAGCUUGAACCAGUUGUCUUCCCUCUCUUUCAAGUUUGGAAUAGUGCAAGUGCUUGAUCUUCAAGGCUGCAAGGGCUUCAAGAAGCAUCAUGUGAAAGCCAUAUCCAAAAUGCUGCUUGUGAAGUUCUUGAACCUCCGGAGGACAGACAUUAAAGAGCUUCCUUCCAAAAUUGGAAGGCUCAAGCAUUUGGAAACUCUCGACAUACGGGAGACAAAUGUCAGAGAACUGCCUGAUUCUAUUGUCCAGCUUGAGAAGAUAAGUGACAUACUUGGGGGAAACAAACACACACGAGAAACACUCAAGUUGCCUCAAGAAAUUGGGAAGAAGCCAAUGAAAUCCCUCCGUAUACUUUCAGGGAUUGAGAUUGUUGGAGGAUCUAGUGGUAUGCCGGACCUCCAUGAGUACACCGGGUUGAAGAAGCUUACCAUUUACAAGCUCAACAUCCAAGAGAAGGAUCCAAGCUUCAAAACAUUUGUUUCCUCCAUCGAAUACCUUGGUGGCUGCUCACUCAAGACUCUUUCCAUUGAUGAUGAGGCCUCAGACUGGCUCAACUCACUAGAUUCUCUGACUUCACCUCCCAAGUACCUCACCGGGCUUGAGCUGCACGGCAUGCUGACCAAAUUUCCCCAGUGGAUCCAGCAACUGAGCGACCUCAGCAAGUUAACUCUUUCCAUGACAGUCCUCCGGACUGACACUCUCGAGCUUCUGAGCAAGCUACCAUCGUUGUUUUCUCUCACCUUCUCCUUCAGUGCAGCAAAGGAGGUUCCAUACUUGGGUGACAUCCUUCACAAGAACAAAUCUGACUCUGAAGGUGAGAUCGUCGUCCCAGAUGGAGGAUUCGAGGCCCUAAAGCUGCUCCGCUUCGCCACGCCUGUCCUGCCCCUGCUGAUCUUCUCAGAGAAGGCCAUGCCGGUGGUCGGGCGGCUUGAGAUGAGUUUCAAGGUGCUGGAAAGUGUCUUCGGCAUGGACAACCUUGCCGGACUCCAGGAGGUGCAUCUGCGGGUGAGCGACAAGGCUAGUAAAUUCACCAGGUCGACGCUAGCUCGCCUGGUAAAGCAGGCAAGGAAGUUCGCCAAGGCGCCCAGGGUAGUAGUUGAUGAAUACUACGACGGAUUCAAAUAAGUAAAUAAAAUUGUACCAACCUGACUGUAUUAGUGUUGUGUUCUUCCACGAGCAUUUAUUUGAUCGUUCACCGACAAUUCCGUUCUGCUUGUACCAGUCUGACUGAAUGACGACGAUGAUUUACGAUUCCUUGUUUGAUCGCAUUUUAAUUG